Propithecus coquereli (Coquerel's sifaka) is the source of this 2648-nucleotide messenger RNA. RefSeq names its product coiled-coil alpha-helical rod protein 1 (gene CCHCR1). Gene Ontology annotation, cellular component: centriole. The coding region runs from base 165 to 2513 and encodes 782 amino acids. Gene Ontology annotation, biological process: protein export from nucleus; cell differentiation. The transcript has 18 exons. Lineage: Eukaryota; Metazoa; Chordata; Mammalia; Primates; Indriidae. The record is from RefSeq and is a predicted model, not a curated record.
GCGCGGUGUGGGGGUGUGGUCCCAGCGCGGAGGGGCUCUCGCGCUGGGGGCUUUCUCUUAGGAAGAUGGCCUGAAAAUUGAAUUGGAGUGUCCUUGUUUCUCCUAUUGUCCAGGGGAACAUAGAUGGCUGGAGACAGAAUCUAGAGCCUUCAAAAAAUGUCGAGAUGUUUCCACCUUCAGGUUCCAUGGGGCUGAUUCCCCCCUCCCACUUCCAAGCUCGGCCCCUUUCAACUCUGCCAAGAAUGGCUCCCUCCUGGGUCUCAGACAUUCCCCUGGUCCAACCCCCAGCCCAUCAAGAUAUCUCAGAGAGGUGGCGGGACACCCAGAGACCUCAAGUGACCACGAGGGAACGGGAUGUUUCCGGUGAUAGGCAGGAGCGAGGGUGGAGAGGCAGAUCCCUGGAGCUGGAGGGGUCACAGGCCCUGAGCCAGCAGGCCGAGCUGAUCUCUCGGCAGCUGCAAGAGCUGCGGCGGCUGGAAGAGGAGGUCCGGGCCCUGCGGGAGACCUCGCUGCAGCAGAAGAUGAGGCUGGAGGCCCAGGCCAUGGAGCUGGAGGCUCUGGCACGGGCAGAGAAGGCUGGCCGAGCAGAGGCCGAGGGCCUGCGUGCUGCCUUGGCCGGGGCUGAGGUCGUCCGGAAGAACCUGGAAGAGGGGAGCAAGCGGGAGCUGGAGGAGGUUCAGAGGCUGCACCAAGAGCAGCUGUCCUCCUUGACAGAGGCUCACGAGGAGGCUCUUUCCAGUUUGACCGACAAGGCCAAGGGCUUGGAGAAGUCUCUGAGUAGUCUGGAAGCCAGUCAGGCAGGGGAAGCCAAGGAGCUGGUCAUGGCCCAGGGGGAGGCCGAGCAGCUGCGGAAGCAGCUAAGAAAGACCCAAGAAGACUUGGAGGCACAGGUGACCCUGGUUGAGAAUCUAAGAAAAUAUGUGGGGGAACAAGUUCCUCCUGAGGUCCACAGCCAGGCUUGGGAACCAGAGCGACAGGAGCUUCUGGAAACAGUACAGAACUUGCAGGAGGACCGGGACGGCCUGCGCGCCACCGCCGAGCUGCUGCAGGUGCGGGUGCAGAGCCUCACGCACAUCCUCGCCCUGCAGGAGGAGGAGCUGACCAGGCGGGUUCAACCUUCAGAUUCCCUGAAGCCUGAGUUUACCAGGAAGUGCCAGUCCCUGCUGAAGCGCUGGCGGGAGAAGGUGUUUGCCCUCAUGGUGCAGCUUAAGGCCCAGGAGCUGGAGCACAGGGACUCUGUUAAGCAGCUGAAGGGACAGAUGGCAGAGCUCCAGGAACAAGUGACAGCCCAGAGCCAGGAGCAGGCCAUCCUGCAGCGCUCCCUGCAGGACAAAGCUACGGAGGUGGAGGUGGAGCGGAUGGGUGCCAAGGCCCUGCAGAUGGAGCUGAGCCGCACUCAGGAGGCCAGGCGCCGGUGGCAGCAGCAGACAGCCGUGGCUGAGGAGCAGCUAAGGCUUGUGGCCAAUGCUGUCAGCAGCUCUCAGAUCUGGGUCCAAAGCACCGUGGCUAAGAUGGAACAGGCUGCAGCCCGGCUCCCCAGCCUCAGCAACCGACUCAGCUAUGCCGUCCGAAAGGUCCACACCAUUCAGGGCCUGAUGGCUCGAAAGCUGGCCCUUGCUCAGCUGCGCCAGGAGAGCUGUCCCCCACGCCCACCCCCACCAGUCACAGACCUGAGCCUUGAGCUGCAGCAGCUUCGGGAGGAACGGAACCGCCUGGAUGCAGAACUGCAGCUGAGUGCCCACCUCAUCCAGCAGGAGGUGGGCCGGGCCCGGGAGCAAGGGGAGGCGGAGCGGCAGCAACUGAGCAAGGUGGCCCAGCAGCUGGAGAAGGAGCUGCAGCAGACCCAGGAGUCCCUGGCCAGCGUGGGGCUGCAGCUGGAAACGGCUCGCCGGGGACAGCAGGAGAGCACGCAGGAGGCUGCCAGUCUCCGGCAGGAGCUGACCCAGCAGCAGGAGCUCUACGGGCAAGCUCUGCAAGAGAAGGUGGCUGAAGUGGAAACUAGGCUGCGGGAGCAGCUGUCGGACACAGAGAGGAGACUGAACGAGGCUCGCAGGGAGCACGCGAAGGCUGUGGUCUCCCUGCGCCAGAUCCAGCGCAAAGCCACCCGGGAAAAGGAGCGGAACCAGGAGCUCAGGCGUCUGCAAGAGGAAGCUCGGAAGGAGGAGGCGCAGCGACUAACCCGGCGCGUGCAGGAGCUGGAGAGGGACAAGAACCUCAUGCUGGCCACCUUGCGGCAGGAGGGUCUCCUCUCCCAUUACAAGCAGCAGCGACUGUUGGCAGUCCUUCCUUCCCUGCUGGGUAAGGAGAAGGCUGUGGGAUCCGGCCCCAGGCCUGCUGGGUCUUCAGCACCUGUAACUCCAGCAGCAGCACAGCCCACCAGGGAAUCCAUAAAAGGGUCCCUCUCUGUCCUGCUUGACGACCUGCAGGACCUGAGUGAGGCCAUUUCCAAAGAGGAAGCUAUUUGUCAAGGAGACAACCAGAACUCUGCAGCUCCAGUCCCACAACAACGCUGAGCAGCUGAGCAGCAGAGGGCUAGAGGGAAAGCCGGCCUUGGGGCUGGAGGAUCCUGAAGAGGGGCAGGGUCCAGCCCAGCCCCUUCCUCACCCAGCGGCUGGCUCUGGGGACACCAGCUACCACCGAGUCUGAAU